Fundulus heteroclitus (mummichog) is the source of this 4131-nucleotide messenger RNA. Its product is annotated as calpain-15. NCBI's taxonomy places the organism in Eukaryota, Metazoa, Chordata, Actinopteri, Cyprinodontiformes, Fundulidae. The transcript has 14 exons. Gene Ontology annotation, biological process: proteolysis. Gene Ontology annotation, cellular component: cytoplasm. The coding region runs from base 833 to 3808 and encodes 991 amino acids. The record is from RefSeq and is a predicted model, not a curated record. Gene Ontology annotation, molecular function: calcium-dependent cysteine-type endopeptidase activity.
AGCUUGACGGCGGCGCUGACCGCAGAUGGAUCCAGGAGGACGCAUGGAGCACGGACACCUCCGCGUCCCCGCAGCGCGUCCGGUCCAGGUGAGUCCUCCGCGGCGGCUGCUUGUGCCGCAGGGUCCAGAUGGCUGCAGGUUCGGUCGGUUCUGCUGGUUCUGCAGGUUCUGCAGGUUCUCUGGAGUCGGAAUGAAGUUCAGCAGCAUCUGCAGUGACGCGCAGAGACCUGCUGGUUCCUCCUGCAGCUGGUUUAUCAGCAGGAUGUCCAGGAAACAAACUGGACCCUGAGCGGAACAAGCGGUUCCGUGCGCAGCAGCGGUCCAGUGGACCUCCGCGGUCAUCGCUCAAGGACAGAACCGAGGAAAGGCGAGGUCACCAGAACCAAUCAGGUCUGCAGACUUUCAUUAACCCUCAGAGCUUCACUGCGCCUGCAGUCUGACAGGCUCAGAACUCCCUGGAUCCUCCAACUGGACCCUAUCGGAACCAGCAGGGACACAGCUUUUAAUGCGUUGGACUGAAACCAGAACCUGAGCAGAGGACGUGUAGAGAUCCGUUCAGCAGUUAACUGGAAAACUUUGAGCUGCCUGAGGAGAACCAGAGGAUCCACUGGACCUGCUCAGCACCGUUAUGGGACGGUUCAGGACGGGUUCAGGGCUCAUCAGAACCUGGGACAUCAGCUGGACUUUUCUACACCAUCCUCGCCCUGACCUCUCCGUUAUCAGCCCAAACCAGAAUCUCUGAUCCGGCCCGGGGACGACCCGCUUUGACUAACAGAACCAGGCAGAAGCCGAGUUUACCUGACAGGACCCGUCCAGGUGAACCCGGUGCAUCAUGGGAGGCUCCUCCUCUUCCUCCCUGACUGAGGAAGCUGACGGCGUUCCCCGGGGAGUGGACCUCCCUCCGUCCCCCGUCAUGGGGUGUCUGAGGAGCAGCCAGAGCAGCUUCAUCCCUCGCCAACUUCCUAGAGGUGGCCGGCACAGAGAGCGCAGUUUCUCCUCCGGCUCGGUGCCCGUGCAGAGGACCCAAUGGGCUUGUGGCUGCUGUACUUUCCUGAAUUCGGCCAGCGCCCCCCGCUGCACCAUCUGUGAAGCCCCGCGGCGAGGAUCCGACAGCCGCAGCUUGUGGCCGGGGGCCGGCAGAGGGGACGCCGGGUGGUCCUGUCCUCGCUGCACCUUCACCAACUCCCUCAGAAGCCUGUCCUGCUCCCUGUGCAGCUACAGCGGACCUCUGAGCCCGGCUCAGGACUCGCCCGGACCCCGGCUCCGACCCCAGCGCUCCAGCAGCUGCUCCGGGCCCCUGAGGCCCUCAUCGGCCGAGCAGAGCUUCAAAGCGUCGGGAGAAGCAGGUAGGAGCAGCCGGUCCUGGGACUGUUUGAGGUGCACCCUGCAGAACACGCCUGCCUCCGUGUCCUGCUCCGCCUGUGGCGGGCCGCGCAAACUGUCUCUGCCGCAGAUCCCGGCCGCGGCGCUGAUCGUGCCCGAAGUCUGCCGGGGGGCAGCACCCCGGCCCCCUGAAGCCGCCGCCGAGUCCGUUUCUCUCUCCAUAUCAACCCGAGGAGAGAGUCUACCCGCCGAGGCUUCCUAUCCACACCCCGACUCUGCAGCCCUCAGUCCGGGCCACAACGGUCCGCUUCCCUGCAGCCGCAGAGAGGUGCCGCCCCCAGAGGUCCGCCCCACGCAGACGCAGAGCAGCGACCCCCGUGUUCCCUCCCAGUCCGAGCUGCUGCUCAGCAGGAGGCUCAGUAUCCUGGAGGAGGAGAUGUCCCCGCUGUCCCCGGCCGCCUCCUUUCCAGCCGCCAGCGCCCGUCCCUCCGGCGCCGAGGAGUGGGCGUGCUCCACGUGCACGCUCAUCAACCAGGUGACGGCCAGGCAGUGCCAGGCCUGCCACGGCCCUCCGCCUCGCCUGGCUCGUCUGAAGGCGACGGUGCAGAGGAGGAAGGAGAGCGUGCUGGUGGAGGAGCGGCGGCAGAGUGACGAAGAGGAGGCCAGAGAGCUGUGGGAGAACGUGCUCCGCUUCUGCAGAGAGAACUCUGUCACAUUCGUGGACGACAGCUUCCCUCCCGGUCCCAAGUCUUUGGGCUUCCCGAUGGACGACGGCGUCCAGAACCGGGUCAGGAAGUGGCUCCGCCCUCAGGAGAUCUGCUGCAGCAGCUUCAGAGACCGAGGGGUCAGGUGGUCCGUCUUCAGGACGCUGCGGCCGUCGGACAUCCUGCAGGGACUUCUGGGAAACUGCUGGUUCCUGAGCGCCCUGGCGGUCCUGGCUGAGCGUCCCGACCUGGUGGAGAAGGUGAUGGUGACCCGAUCGAUGUGCGCCGAGGGAGCCUACCAGGUCCGUCUCUGCAAGGACGGGUCGUGGACCACGGUGCUGGUGGACGACAUGCUGCCGUGUGACGAGAACGGACACCUGCUGUUCUCUCAGGCUCAGAGGAAGCAGCUCUGGGUUGCUCUGAUCGAGAAAGCGCUGGCCAAGCUCCACGGGUCUUACUUUGCUCUGCAGGCGGGCCGGGCCAUCGAGGGCCUGUCCACCCUGACCGGGGCCCCCUGCGAGUCACUGGCUCUCCAGGUCAGCACCACCAACCCAAAGGAGGAGCCCAUCGACACGGACCUCAUCUGGGCCAAAAUGCUGAGCUCCAAAGAGGCAGGAUUCCUGAUGGGCGCGUCGUGCGGGGGAGGGAACAUGAAGGUGGACGACCUGGAGUACGAGUCUUUGGGUUUACGUCCUCGACACGCCUACUCCGUCCUGGAUGUGAGGGACAAGGACGGCCACAGACUGGUGCAGAUCCGGAACCCAUGGGGCCGGUUCUCCUGGACCGGAGCCUGGGCAGAUGAUUGGCCACAGUGGCCUCCACACCUGAAGAGGGCGCUGUGCGCCCAGCGAGCGGAGGACGGCGUGUUCUGGAUGGACUUCUGGGACUUCAUCAGGUACUUUGACUCUGUGGAUAUCUGUAAGAUCCACUCCAACUGGCAGGAGGUCCGGACUGCAGGAGUUUUCCCCCGAGGAUCCGACGUUCCGGUGACGGUGGUGUCGAUGACGGUUCUGGAGAGGACGGCCGUGGAGCUGGUUCUGUUCCAGCAGGGCAGCAGGCGCUGGGACACGGCAGAGAGCCACCUGUUGGACCUGUGUGUGCUGCUGUUCCGGGUCGCCUACGACGGCGCCGGGGCGCUGACGCUGGGCCGGCUGCUGGCCCACAGCCGGCGCUCCGUCAGGAGGUUCGUGGGCUGCGACGUGAUGCUGGAACCGGGCGAGUACGCCGUGUUGUGCUGCGCCUUCAACCACUGGAGCAGCUCGGCCGCAGAGGAGGCAGCGGCGCCCUGCAGACCCGAGGCACCCGGCUACGUCCUGGCCGUCUACAGCUCCAGACAGGUGAUGGUGGAGCAGGUGACGGCCGCCGGCGCCACCAUCGCUGACGCCAUCAUCCAGCUGGCCGAGACCAAAGGAGAGCGACACGAGGGCCGGGAGGGGAUGACCUGCUACUACCUGACGCACGGGUGGGCGGGGCUUAUCGUCAUGGUGGAGAACCGCCACCCGAGGCACCACCUGCACGUGUCCUGCGACUGCAGCGACAGCUUCAACGUGGUGUCGACCCGCAGCAGCCUGAGGACCGUGGACAGCGUCCCCCCCCUGCACCGACAGGUUCUGGUGGUUCUGUCCCAGCUGGAGGGGAACGCCGGCUUCUCCAUCACGCACAGACUGGCCCAUCGGAAGGCCGUCCAGGCGUCUCUGGGCAACUGGAGUCCCUCGAAGGCGUCCCACAGUCCGGCUCUGAGUCCAGAGACGGCGGGUCUGCACCAGCCGAGGCCGCUCUGAGGACCAGAGGUUUGGAGACAAGCAGCACAAGAAAAGAGCUUUUAAAUGACUCUACGGGUCCUGGAGCCGUUCCUGAAGGAGACCAGAACCAGUCUGCCAUGAGCUGGACCCUGGUUCCUGCUGUGAAGCUCCUGGCCUGAAGGACCUGCUGCAGCUCCAGGAUGCCCCUCCUGUCUGGUCCUAACCCAGCUAGAUGUUCUGCUCAGGGUUCCUGCUGAAUGGGUGAAGUAUGGGAAGCACUUUAUGAUGGAUUAUCCUUCGUUUCAACGCUGGAGGAAAUGUUUUCUAUCCUGAAACUGUAAUAAAAACUAUGCAAACAUGCA